UCAAUGUGUAUCUAGAAUGAAUUGCUUUCAGAGAAGGUUGGAGGUUUAUAGUCAUCACUAACAUUUCUUGGCGUCCGUAGUUGUUCAAUUUUAGAGGAGAACUGAAAGGAAAGCGGACGGAUUUGGUUACGUUUGUUACUUUUGGCUUGAUCGAGGAGAAAAUAUAACAUSAUAACGAACACCUUCAAACUGCAGAAGGUAUAACGGUGGUAACUGGACGACAUGGUGAAAACAGUUUGAGACAGCUGUGUUAACGGCCGUUGUGGUUUGUAAAUAUUCUAGGAAUGUAUCUCGUGUUUCAGUACGAUACUAGCCGGCAUUUUAAUAUAUGAAUCAUCGUUGAUCAGACUUUUCAUUUAAGCUUAUAACCCACCUUGAGCUAAUAAAAGCAAACACACUGAUCUCGUACGGACACGAUUUGAACUACUUGUCCUACUUCAGUGUGCAGUUUCAACAAAUUCKAAAGUUUUGCAACUCUUAUGAUGUAAUCACCGUUGAAAGAGUAAAAUUAUCGAAUUCAAAUUGACAAUAUUKAAACAAAUCCAGUCUACAAAGGAACUCGAUUGUUUAGCAAUUUCAUCAGGAAUAAUCUUCAGAUUCAGCUAACUGGACCAUCGUCGAUGUUCAUAUCUGAAAGWGUAAUUUGAUACCCAUUGCAUUUUGGAAGCAGCCGAUUGAAGAAGAGCUGGAUUCCUAUUAUGCAAAAUGAGAUAUCUCAGGGUUUUAUGUUUUCUAUGCAUACGACUAUGUUCUCCUCGUCGYUCAAUCAUAUUCGCCAUUUCAAUAUGUUUGUUCUUCACAAUGUACCUACUUKUAAAUACCGGAAUGGACUUACCAGAAAGACAGAUAAGCGGAGCUAUGCAGUUGUGGAAGUCUAAAGUCAGUAAACAAAAAGAUUACUUGAAGAGCUUUGGUAAAGGGUUUUCUCCUCAGAGACCGAAAGUCAUAAAAGUAGGACCACCAGCUCUACUAUCGGAAUUCGUGUCCAUGGAAGGYGAAUGUCUGAACCAAGGGACAAAGGAAAUAAAAGAAGGAAAGUGUAUUUGCAAGGAUGGUUGGUUUGAGAAAUCGUGCAACGUCCCAGAAUCGAUUUAUUUUGCGAACCAAAUACAAAYAAGCUUACUGCAAUUACGAUAUAGCGCGCGGCGUAUCGUGUACGCCGUGCYAUUCAACCACGAAUUUGCAAUGUUAGAAGCUAUCCUUCACGACUUAUACGACCUGAUCGAUGUAUUCAUUAUAAUGGAAUCGCCAUAUACGGCAUUUGGGGUGCGUAAACCCAUCCGACUGUUGCCACGUUUACAUAGAGGGUAYCUGAAGAYGUUCCACCCAAAAAUGAUGUAUCUGUACCUUGACCAUUUUCCUACUGGUGGUAAAAAACAUGGACAUUUUGCUGAUUCGUACCUAAGGUCYUAUCUAGGGAAAAGGGGGAUGCCCUUUAUAAGAAAYCUUGCUGACGAUGAUCUGUUUUUAGUGUUUGACAUUGACGAGAUACCGUCACGUGAUUCCUUAAUAUUCCUUAAGGUGCACAACCGUUACCCAGAACCGUUUGGCUUCCGUUUCCGGUGGUCUGCGUUUGGUUAUUUCUGGAAACAUCGCCAUUAUAGUCAAGUUCCGGCUGGUUGUACUGUUGGAAUGCUAAGAAAAGUAUACCAUAAUGAUUCCAAUAUGGUGCGUGACGUACAUCACGGCGUGACUAAAAACCGCAGACAGGAAUUUAUAGAAUAUCGUCAAACUACUUUGGUUCGUUCGUGGUUUAUUGGUGAAGUAGGRCACUUUGCUGGCUGGCAUUGUUCUAGUUGUUUCAAACUAGAAGGAAUACGGAUUAAAUUUAUGUCCGCUCAAAAUGCUGAUUGGCCGCGUUGGGGUAGCAUACCUGAAAAGAUGGAUCUCAAAUUUCUUAGAAAAAUGGUUCGCGAUGGUAAAUGGUUUGAUGGAAGUCCUCUUAAUAAUAGAGCCGUUGCMAAAAUGGCCGAACCCGAUAUUGAUGACUUUUAUGCACCUCCCUACAUAUUAAAAAACCCUGAAAAGUUUAACUACUUGCUGAGGAACAUAUWUUUAGAUGAUGAAGAGAUUGAAGGGGACGAAGAAGAUGAUAUUAAAGUUUUAUAUAGUUUAGGUCAAUCAAUUUCAGUUGCUGAAAAUUUUGGACUUUGGACCAUAGGUAUAAUAGUUUUAGAAUUAUAUGUUUUGAAUUAACGAUUUUAUUAGACUCUACAAAGUAAAUCAGACAAGCAGGAAUGAUAUUCAUUAAGAGAUUUUUCACUAGUCAUGUGAUACAUUAUGUAUAAGGUCGUAUAAAGUAUUUUUGCAAAGGGAGAAUAUGUGAUGAACAACUCUGUAAUGUAAUUCAAGGCGUACAUWGCAUUUUACUAAAUAUAAAAAAUGUGUCCCACGUA
Messenger RNA from Exaiptasia diaphana, 2396 nucleotides. RefSeq names its product beta-1,4-mannosyl-glycoprotein 4-beta-N-acetylglucosaminyltransferase-like. Gene Ontology annotation, cellular component: membrane. The record is from RefSeq and is a predicted model, not a curated record. NCBI's taxonomy places the organism in Eukaryota, Metazoa, Cnidaria, Anthozoa, Actiniaria, Aiptasiidae. Gene Ontology annotation, biological process: protein N-linked glycosylation; N-acetylglucosamine metabolic process. The transcript has 2 exons. The coding region runs from base 706 to 2196 and encodes 496 amino acids. Gene Ontology annotation, molecular function: beta-1,4-mannosylglycoprotein 4-beta-N-acetylglucosaminyltransferase activity.